AUGUGCAAGUGUCAAGAACCAACAGUUGAGCAAAGAUUGAAGAUGCAAGAACCAACCGUGGAAAUCACAGUACCUCAGUCUGCUGAGCGUAGCCAAGCUUUAGACAAUAUCAUGGGACUCACUCAAGAUGGAUCUUCCACAGGUCAAAAGUUGCAAAAAGCUUUCAACAAGAUGGAGAAAUUGGAAAAGAAAUUAACCCGGAGACCAGUCAAAAUCCAUAUGCUUGGACAAGAAGGAUGUCAAGAAUUUCAACUGAAUGGACAAACGUUUGAAGAACAAGUCAAGAAAGCCAACGAGAAGAACAAAAAAUCCCGUGAAGCGAAAAAGCAGAAAAAGGCUCCCACUGCAGGAAUCGAGGUGCUUCAAAACCUGGAUGAAGCUCCAGCAAAAGAAAACGGUGAGCAGUUAAAACUGGGCGAGGAGGUCGCUUGGAGAGUAAGGUUGGACAACGUGCUGGAAGGUAACAUGGAACGACAAGACCGACCGUAUUCCCGAGAAGAAAUACUAGCUCUGGAACAAGCCCGUUUUUACACUCCAGAGGAGAUUGAAACGAUGGUAGAGAAAGCAAAAGAUUUUCAUUUCCCUCUCAUCAACAGUCAGAACCUACUCAAACAGGGUCCGCUGGUGUUCUCCCUUCCUUUGAAGAGAUGAAAGUAGACGAGCUGGUCAAUGGACCAAGCUCCAUGGAAACUCAG
Messenger RNA from Porites lobata, 695 nucleotides. The record is from the annotation of a GenBank genome assembly. Lineage: Eukaryota; Metazoa; Cnidaria; Anthozoa; Scleractinia; Poritidae.